This is a messenger RNA of Syngnathoides biaculeatus (alligator pipefish), 2411 nucleotides long. RefSeq names its product cell adhesion molecule 2b (gene cadm2b). The record is from RefSeq and is a predicted model, not a curated record. The coding region runs from base 708 to 1907 and encodes 399 amino acids. Lineage: Eukaryota; Metazoa; Chordata; Actinopteri; Syngnathiformes; Syngnathidae. The transcript has 13 exons.
CUCCCCUCCUUAUGUGUGUGAACAAAGAGCAGGAAUGUGGUCGGAGCCGAGUGGGAUCGAACACAGCCAAGUGCGACUGUGACGCCUGCCAAGCGGGCACGUCUGGCACCACGUCAGAGCCGUCUUUUAGCGGUUUGAAAAGAGAGUCGGAGUCAUUAGUCAUUCUAAAAAGCCAAGGCCAGCGGACGUCUUAAUACACUGAAAGUGGAGGCCGGACGUCAGCCUCGGGAGAAAGCAAAGGAGUGUUGGAUGCCCAUCAAGGAACAACAAGUCAUCAACUUGGUGCACAAGCGAGACACCUAUUCUAAGAAUAUGAAGAUGAAAAGUAUUAACUCUAAAGCCCAACAGGGAGAUCGCGGACCCCAGUUUGAGAACCACUGCAUUAACCCACAACUGGGCGGUGUUUUAGUUCCCUCCCCGUCAUCCAAUCAACGAGCUGCACGGGAUCCGGGGCUGCACGUGCACGCCGUCGACCAGCAGUCAGCGCCGUCCUGCUCCAGAAGAGGACCAGCUGCCCCUCUUCCUCCUCCUACUCCUUCCUCCUCCUCAAGGAUCAUCAUCAUCACCACCAGUCAGAGUUCACCCAUGUAAAGUCUGCGCAUCCCCGUCUGGAUAAGUGAGCCCCCCCCCCCGACCCCUUCCCCUCUCCGUUCUCCACGCGUGGAGCGCCGAGUCACGACAAGGCAGCAUUGACUUGAAAAGUGAAGAUGAUGAUGGUCCAGCGCCACUUGCUCUUCCUCCUCUCCAGUCUGGGAGCGAGCAUCUUUGGAGUUGAAGGGACAAAAAGCAAACCCAGAGGUGGCCAAGGUCAGUUCCCCAUCACUCAGAACGUGACAGCGUUGGAGGGCUCCGCCGCCAACAUGACCUGCCGGGUGGACUUCAACGACAACACCUCCCUCCAGUGGUCCAACCCUGCUCAGCAGACGCUCUACUUCGGGGACAAGAAAGCUCUUCGGGACAACCGCAUCGAGCUGGUGCGAGCGUCGUGGCAGGAGCUCACAAUCCGGAUCAGCGACGUCAGCCUGGCUGACGAGGGCCAGUACACGUGCUCGCUCUUCACCAUGCCCGUCAAGAUCACCAAGGCCUUCCUCACCGUCUUAGGAGUACCAGAACGGCCCGAGAUAACAGGCUUCACCAGCCCGGCUCUGGAAGGCGAGGUCAUCACCCUGACGUGCACCACGUCGGGCAGCAAGCCGGCCGCCCACAUCCGGUGGUUCCGGAACGACAAGGAGGUCCAAGGCACGGCGGAGGUGAGCGCCUCGGGCAAGUCGUUCACGGUGACGAGCAGCCUGCACUUCCAGGUGGACCGAGGCGACGACGGAGUGGCCUACACCUGCAUGGUGGAGCACGUAUCCCUGCCCAACCCUUACAUGACCACCGAAGUCCUGGAGGUCCACUAUGCUCCCCAUCUGGAAAUCACGCAUUCGCUCAUCCCGCAGGAGGGCCAGUACUUCAAACUGGAGUGUGUUUCCAGAGGAAACCCCAUACCGGAGCCAAUCCUGUGGUCCAAAGACGGCGGCGAGCUUCCCGACGUGGAGCGCAUGAUCGUGGAGGGCCGGGAGCUCACCAUCACCACGCUGAACAAAACCGACAACGGCACGUACCGCUGCGAGGCCAGCAACCACCUGGGGACCAGCAGCGCCGAGUAUAAUCUCUUUGUAUAUGACCCCAACGCCAUCGGACAGCACGGGCCGGACCACGCUCUGAUUGGCGGCGUGGUAGCCGUGGUGGUCUUCAUUACCUUGUGUUUGAUCAUCGUCAUCGGGCGCUACCUGGCCAGACAUAAAGGCACAUAUCUUACACACGAGGCCAAAGGAUCUGAGGACGCCCCCGAUGCCGACACGGCCAUCAUCAACGCUGAAGGGAACCACGUGCAUGCGGAGGAGAAGAAGGAGUACUUCAUUUAGGCUGCUUUUUUCACUUUUUGACAACAGACAUGCAAUUUGAAGCUGCCUCAGUGUUCUUUUUUUUAAAAUUAUUUUACAUUUGAUUUCAACAUCAUUCGCGGACAAUGACUGUCUCGCCACCUUCUUCUUCACACCUUCUCGUAAUAUAACGUUAACACACGUGAAAGCUGUUGUUGUUUUUUUUUUUUUUUUACGUUCACCAAGUUUGUUAGCAUUCGAGGGGAAUUUUUUAGGAUUAGGGUAGCCCUAAUCCUAACCCCUAUUUAGCGAGAUCCCAAAGUUGACCCCGAAACGCAAAAGGUAGAAAGAAGCACAAUCUUCAGUCGAUCAAAGCCACAUCCUCUCAGCUACCUUCUCUCUCUCUUUUUUUUUCUUUUUUUUUUUUUUUUAAUUCCCCAGGACGGCAUUUAAAAAGCACAAAUUUGUGAGGGCUCAAAAGUGAGGAAACCCAACACCAACUGUGUAUUGUCUCAGGAUUCGUGUCGGGAUCAGAGAGGACAGAGU